Messenger RNA from Acanthaster planci (crown-of-thorns starfish), 1153 nucleotides. RefSeq names its product p53 and DNA damage regulated 1 (gene pdrg1). NCBI's taxonomy places the organism in Eukaryota, Metazoa, Echinodermata, Asteroidea, Valvatida, Acanthasteridae. The record is from RefSeq and is a predicted model, not a curated record.
AUUGGUCUCAUCAGGGCUAGCUAGCUAGCUGCGGUACUGCCCGGUGCGGCGUAGGGAUUGUUCCACAUUUUUGUUGGUGUAUUGUCCUUUUCCGUGAGGUUUUUUCUCCACAAAAUGUCGAGGGACACUCAGUUCAUCCUCAAGCAUUUAGGAGAACUCGAACAGGUGGCUGAAGAGGUUCUUGCAGAUAAACAACAGAUAGUUGACCUGGAUCGCACACGUAAUGGUAAUCGUGAAGGCCUGAGGUGCCUCAUGAAGCAAAAUCAACAAAGCAGAACUGGGGAAUCCAAGUCUUGGAUUUGCUUUGGUAACAUGUUCAUCAAAGUUCCUGGACCUUCUGCACAGGCCAUGGUAGAGCAAGAUCAGAAGAAAUUGGAUGAAGAAAUUGAUCGACUUCACAAGGAGCUCAGACCCAAGGUGGCAAAGCUCAGAGAUCUAGAAGGGCAGAAAAAAGCAAAAGGAUUUGAUCUAACAGCGUUGUCCAGCGAGGAAAUCAAAGCAGUCAAGAGGUGACAAGCUAUCAAAUCAAAACUCAUCAAAGGCUUACACUUGACUGUUGCCUUCCAGUGCCACGACCUGGUUUUGCUGCAUUUACCAGCCGUUCUGAUCAUCCAUCUUUGACAUGUUCCUGGAGCCAUCAGAAAGAAUUCAUAUGGUCUGAUGCCACGUUGUCAUUGGUACCAGCCACUUCUUGAAAUGACUACCUCUAGAAUGCCUUGAGGAUGUUCAUGUUUGACACUGAGAUGAUUGCUCAUUUCUUUGGGUCCGUCUCCCCAAGAUACUCCUCAGGAUUCUGGGUCUCCUGACUAUUUCAAGACUGAGCUUAGGGGAAUAAGGAACAAACAAUUUGUGUAUUGUCAAUCAUGAGCCAGGUUUUUUGGCCAGGACUCAAAAAGUAUACUUUAAAUUUUGAUAGACCGGCACAUUUUGAACUUGUGCAUACAAGCAAAUCUUACGUAACCCUUGGACAACCAGUUUGGUCUUAAAAGUACAAUAGUAUUGCAAUAGUAACGAUGCAUGUGACAGCCAACAUGUUUUAUGAAGCUUGAUGAAGUGCAGUUUUUAUUUACCAAGUAACUUCUGUAGAAAAUGUAAAAAAUGCGAAAAUGACAAAGGGUUGUUUGUAAUAAAAGGAAAAGCUGACAAGCUAGAA